Messenger RNA from Lemur catta (Ring-tailed lemur), 4575 nucleotides. RefSeq names its product desmoglein 4 (gene DSG4). Lineage: Eukaryota; Metazoa; Chordata; Mammalia; Primates; Lemuridae. The record is from RefSeq and is a predicted model, not a curated record. Gene Ontology annotation, biological process: homophilic cell-cell adhesion. Gene Ontology annotation, cellular component: plasma membrane; desmosome. The coding region runs from base 137 to 3250 and encodes 1037 amino acids. Gene Ontology annotation, molecular function: calcium ion binding. The transcript is spliced from 16 exons.
CACCAGAGUUAUCAUCCAUGCCCUCCUAAAAAGACGUCUUGAAGCACAUCUUGCUGCAGAGCCGAAUUCAGGACCCGGAAUACCAGGACUAAAAUUAAAUCUCACCAGGGUUCGUGUGCAAGACAGACCCAAAGGAAUGGACUGGCUUCUUUUCCGAAACAUUUGUCUUUUGAUCAUCCUAAUGGUGGUGUUGGAAGUAAACAGUGAAUUUAUUGUUGAGGUGAAAGAAUUAGACAUUGAAAAUGGCACCACGACAUGGCAAACCGUCAGAAGGCAAAAGCGGGAGUGGAUCAAGUUUGCUGCAGCCUGUCGAGAAGGAGAGGACAACUCGAAGAGGAACCCAAUUGCCAGAAUUCGGUCAGACUGUGAAUUGAACCAGAAGAUUACAUACCGAAUCUCUGGGAUAGGGAUUGAUCGACCACCGUAUGGAGUGUUCACCAUUAAUCCUCGCACUGGGGAAAUUAACAUCACUUCAGUGGUAGACAGAGAGGUAACUCCACUUUUCUUGAUCUAUUGUCGGGCUCUGAAUUCAAGGGGUGAAGAUUUAGAAAGGCCUCUUGAGCUCAGAGUCAAAGUCAUGGACAUAAAUGAUAACGCUCCAGUCUUUACACAAAGCGUCUACACAGCCAGCAUUGAGGAAAACAGUGAAGCAAAUUCCCUGGUAGUAAAGUUAAGUGCCACAGAUGCAGAUGAAGAAAAUCAUCUGAAUUCUAAAAUCGCCUACAAGAUCAUCUCUCAGGAGCCUGCGGGUGCACCAAUGUUCAUUCUGAACAGAUACACUGGCGAAGUCCGCACGAUGUCCAGUUACCUUGACAGAGAGCAACACAGUAUGUACAACUUAAUCGUGAGGGGCUCAGAUCGGGAUGGAGCUGCAGAUGGACUGUCUUCUGAGUGUGACUGUAGAAUCAAGGUUUUAGACGUCAACGAUAAUUUCCCCACCUUAGAGAAAACUUCAUACUCAGCAAGUAUUGAAGAGAAUUGUUUAAGUUCGGAACUGAUACGAUUACAAGCAAUUGAUCUUGAUGAAGAAGGCACCGAUAAUUGGCUGGCAAAAUAUUUAAUUCUCUCUGGCAAUGAAGGGAAUUGGUUCGAUAUUCAAACAGACCCAAAAACCAAUGAAGGUGUUUUGAAAGUUGUCAAGAUGCUGGAUUAUGAACAGGCGCCUAAUGUUCAUCUUAGCAUCGGAGUUAAAAACGAAGCUGAUUUUCACCACUCAGUUGCUUCUCAAUUCCACAUGCGCUCAACUCCUGUAAGAAUUCAGGUUGUCAAUGUGAAAGAAGGCCCUACAUUUCAACCAAGUUCUUUGACUUUUAGCGUGCCAGAAGGAAGAAAAGGAGAUUCCUUGUUGAAUUAUGUGCUUGGCACAUACACAGCUAUAGACUUGGACACAGGCAACCCCGCAACAAAUGUCAGGUAUAUCAUAGGGCAUGAUGCAGGCAGCUGGUUAAAAGUCGAUUCAAGGACUGGCAAGAUACAAUUUUCUAGGGAAUUUGAUCAGAAAUCAAAAUAUAUUAGCAAUGGGAUGUACACAGCAGAGAUCCUGGCUAUAGAUGAUGGCUCUGGAAAAACGGCGACAGGAACCAUAUGUAUUGAGGUUCCCGAUGUCAACGAUUACUGUCCAGUCAUUGUUCCUGACAGAAGAACCAUCUGCACUGACUCUCCGUCAGUCCUCAUCUCUGUUGGUGAACAUUCUUAUGGGUCUCCCUUUACCUUCUGUGUUGUUGAUCAGCCACCAGGGACAGCUGACAUGUGGGACAUCAGAUCAGUAAAUGCUACCUCUGCAAUCCUUAUGUCGGAGCAGCCUUUAUCUCUGCAACUUUACCAAAUCCCCAUCGUAGUGAAGGACAGCUAUAACAGAGUGUGUGACUCAUCACAGAUCGUGCAGUUAUAUGCCUGUGAUUGUGACACCAACCACAUGUGCUUGGACUCUAGCAUCACCGGCAUCCAUACAGGGGACAUAACUGGUGAUACAUAUGGACCUGUCACUGAAGACCAAACCGAGGUUUCAAAUGUUGGUCUUGGACCAGCAGGGAUCGGCAUGAUGUCUAUGGGCGGCCUAAUGCUGCUUAUGUCGCCACUCUUGCUGCUCAUGUGUUGCUGCAAGCGGAAACAGCCACAAGGCCUGGGGACGAGUUUUGCUCCUGUGCCCGAGGGGGGAGAAGGAGUGAUGCAGACUUGGAGGAUAGAAGGGGCCCAUCCCGAGGACAGGGAUGUGUCAAAUAUCUGUGCGCCCAUGACAGCCUCAAACACCCAGGAUCGUAUGGAUACCUCUGAAAUCUACAACAAUACCUACGCGGGUGGAGGCACAGUUGAAGGGGGUGUAUCAGGAGUAGAACUCAAUACAGCUCUCGGGACAGCCACCGGCCUUGUGGCCGGAGGAGCCACAGGAACCAUGAGGAAGAGGAGUUCCACCAUGGGAACCUUGAGGGAGUAUGCGGACACGGGGGUCAACAUGGCUUUCUUGGACAGCUACUUCUCAGAGAAAGCAUAUGCUUAUGCAGAUGAAGAUGAAGGCCGACCAGCCAACGACUGCUUGCUCAUUUAUGACCACGAGGGAGCAGGGUCUCCUGUGGGCUCUAUCGGUUGUUGCAGUUGGAUUGUGGAUGACUUAGAUGAAAGCUGCAUGGAAACUUUAGAUCCAAAGUUUAGGACUCUUGCUGAAAUCUGCUUAGACACAGAAAUUGAACCAUUUCCUUCACACCAGGCCUGUAUCCCUAUCAGUACCGACCUCCCUUUGCUGGGACCUAAUUACUUUGUCAAUGAAUCUUCAGGAAUGACUGCCUCGGAAGCUGAAUUCCAAGCAGAAAUGGCAACCCCUGAACCCAUGAUUCAUGGAGAUAUUAUAGUGACUGAGACUUACACUACUGCUGAUCCAUGUGUGCAACCCACUACAAUUGUUUUUGAUCCUCAGCUUCCACCCAAUAUUAUAGUAACCGAAACAGUAAUGGCACCCAUCUAUGAUAUCCAAGGGAAUAUUUGCGUACCUGCUGAGUUAGCCAAUACACACAAUGUAAUCUACGCUGAGAGAGUACUGGCUAGUCCUGGUGUGCCCGACAUGAGCAACAGUAGCAUGACUGAGGGUUGUAUAGGGCCUGUGAUGAGUGGUGGUAUUUUGGUAGGGCCAGAAAUCCAAGUGGCACGAGUGGCGAGUCCAGAUGUUCCCACAGGUCAAACUGUGGGCUCUGCAUCCCCAAUGACAUCUCGACACAGAGUAACACGGUACAGUAACAUACAUUACUCCCAACAGUAAGUGCUUUAUAGUCAGUAUUCUAUAUGAAGACCUUGCAUCUUGUAAUCACCAGUAUAUGCCCCAAAGAUAUAUAAUGUACUAUAUCAUUUUAACAGUCAACAAAUAUUCUAAGUUCGAUGCCGCUCUUUGAUUACAUCUUUUUGAGGAUACAUAUGGCUAGAACUUUAGAUAAGCCUUUUUAAUGCUUCCUGAUUUUAAAUAAUGUGCCCAAAAACUUGAAGAAAACAUAUAGCAUCCUUUGAUACUGUCUUCUAAGUAGUACGUAACUCAUUGUGAAUCCCACAGGUCUUGAGGCCUGUAGAACCAGUCUUGUAAAACAAGAUGCCCUUGUUCUUGGAAGUUACAAAAGACGUCUUGUCUAUAUCUACUAGCCAUAUUUUCUUUGGAGUAAUAUUUGUAUUAAAAUUUUUUAAUUGAAAAAGUGAAUGAGAUGUACAUUUUUGAAACGAAAAUGAAAAGGAAUAUGGAAUGUCUGUCAAUGGAUAACUGAAAUCAUUUGUCUCUUAAAAUGAUUUUUCAAGAUAUGCAAUAUUAAGCAAUAGGGCAUGCUUACUAUAAUAAGAGAAGCAUUUGCCAGAUGAAUGCAUCACAACAAAUUGUUCAUCAAAAAGAAAUAGAUAGAUAUAUAAAUCUUUAUUGCACUUUAUUGAUUUAUAUCUUAAACUGUAAAUUAUGAAUAGCAAAAAAAAUAAUAAUAAUUAGGACAACCCUACAGUAGAAAUGGUUCUUAGGGGAAGUAUAGAGUUCACCCCCCUUACAGGGAAUUAUUUUCCUACUCGUGCUAAUUAUGUCAGAAAAAAAUAUGAAAUAUGGUUUAAUCAAUUUCCUUGACCCAAAUCAUAGAGCUUUCAUUUAGCAACCAGAUAUUCUCCAAAAGCAUGUCUGUAAUUAUUUAUAUAUUAAACAAUAUUUACUUAGAAGCUAGUAGGUGUUGAGUGCUAGUCUUGGCUCUAUGAAUAUGUAAGUAAAAAAGACAGACAUGAUUUCUGCCUUCCUAGAGCUUCUAAUUCAUUUCUAGACUCAAAACAAAACUUUGGAAUAUGACUCUAAGUUCCUACCAAAAAUAAUUAAGAAAAUACUUAAGUCCAUUACCAAGCUGUGUUUCUCUUUCCAACACUACUAUUUAUUUUGAAUGAAUGAAAUGAAAACACAUAGUUUGCUUACUUUUAGUAGGCACAAAGCUGGCUUGAGAAAAAGAAAUUCUAGCAAGGUAAUUUUAUUCUGUAAAAUAUGUACAGUAUAGAGUAAUAACUCUAUCAUGUGACUAAUGAGAUAGUGUAAAUGGAAUAAACUUAUUUUCAGGGCUUAUUCCUUGUGAAAGGAAA